Molecule: messenger RNA, 1672 nt
Organism: Arabidopsis thaliana (thale cress)
Lineage: Eukaryota; Viridiplantae; Streptophyta; Magnoliopsida; Brassicales; Brassicaceae
Gene: AtkdsA1
Product: Aldolase-type TIM barrel family protein
Exons: 14
Coding region: 136-1008 (290 amino acids)
Biological process (GO): monosaccharide biosynthetic process; rhamnogalacturonan II biosynthetic process; pollen tube growth
Cellular component (GO): cytoplasm
Molecular function (GO): 3-deoxy-8-phosphooctulonate synthase activity
Source: RefSeq, marked reviewed
GGAAUUAAUCUGUCCAUGUAUCCAAACAUCACCUCUCAGUUAAUAUCUCCAAUUUACACGACGCGCUAAAGGUGAGAGGAGAUCUCACUUGCCUUCUUCACUCACUCUGCAGCAACUUCGAGAUCAAGUUAAAGAAUGGCGGCAACAUCACUAUUGUACAAUCAGCUCAAGGCUGCUGAACCAUUCUUCUUGUUGGCUGGUCCAAAUGUGAUUGAAUCCGAGGAACAUAUUCUUCGAAUGGCAAAGCACAUUAAAGACAUUUCCACAAAAGUUGGGCUGCCCCUGGUUUUCAAGUCAAGUUUUGAUAAAGCUAACAGAACUUCUUCAAAGUCAUUUCGUGGUCCUGGCAUGGCCGAGGGUCUGAAGAUUCUUGAGAAGGUGAAGGUAGCAUAUGAUCUACCAAUAGUAACUGAUGUUCAUGAAUCAAGCCAGUGUGAAGCAGUUGGCAAGGUUGCAGAUAUAAUUCAGAUUCCAGCAUUCUUAUGUCGCCAGACAGAUCUUCUGGUUGCAGCAGCACAAACCGGAAAAAUUAUCAAUAUUAAGAAAGGACAAUUCUGUGCUCCUUCUGUCAUGGAGAAUUCAGCUGAGAAGAUCAGACUGGCUGGGAAUCCAAAUGUUAUGGUUUGUGAAAGAGGAACCAUGUUCGGAUACAAUGAUUUGAUAGUAGAUCCACGAAACUUCGAGUGGAUGAGAGAAGCUAAUUGUCCUGUUGUCGCUGAUAUAACCCAUUCACUACAACAACCUGCAGGCAAGAAGUUGGAUGGUGGUGGUGUUGCAAGUGGAGGCCUUCGCGAGUUAAUACCAUGCAUUGCAAGAACAGCUGUAGCAGUUGGCGUCGAUGGAAUUUUCAUGGAGGUUCAUGAUGAUCCUCUAAGUGCUCCAGUUGAUGGUCCAACUCAAUGGCCUUUGCGCCAUCUAGAAGAACUCCUGGAAGAGCUCAUUGCGAUUGCGAGGGUUACAAAAGGGAAGCAGCGGCUUCAAAUCGACCUUACACCCUACCGUGAUUAAAAUCAAAGGCUCAGUGAUCGCGAGGUUGGUGACCCAAACGGGCAUAUAUGAUACGACUUUCUCAUCAUUUAAAUAAUCCCCACAAAAAAACUGUUUAUAAUCUUCUCACUUUCAGUAGAGACUAGUUGCAAAAAGGGUGAACGUUUUAAAGAAGCACCAUGUUAAUGCAUCAUCUGUCAUCACUGUUCUUGUUUACAAGAAGUUAAGAGAUCAGAGAUUGCUUCUGAAGAACUGAAAAUGUUGGGCUUCUCUUAUAUUGGCCCGGCAAUAUUCUUAUUCAUUUGUCUGAAACUUUUAGGUCUACUCGCGGACAUUUGGGUCCCCAUCAAAAUCCCAGAGAUUAAAGAUGAUCUAGUCAGUGAUGAGCCUUUGUUUCUGUUUCCUCCACCAACAUUCGCUUCAAAAUAAUUCGAAUUAAGAAAGUAUUGAGCUCUAUACUAUAGUCAUACUCAGAAAUACGGUUGUAUAUGUGUGGUUUCUCUCUGAUUUUGUACUUGGGAUAAUAUAUCUGUUGAACCCUGUAAUUUCUCGUGAACGGGAUGAUAGUCGUGCUUGAUUUGCGUUGGAUACAGAACUAAAUCCAACAAAGCAUCGGUGGACUUAAGCUAAAAUGUGAUCUAAUGGGCUUUGUAAUGGGCUUGGGCUAUAUAUGUGAAGACUAAGG